Messenger RNA from Aspergillus saccharolyticus JOP 1030-1, 489 nucleotides. Its product is annotated as putative BYS1 domain protein. Lineage: Eukaryota; Fungi; Ascomycota; Eurotiomycetes; Eurotiales; Aspergillaceae. The transcript has 3 exons. The record is from RefSeq and is a predicted model, not a curated record. Bases 1 to 489 code for a protein of 162 amino acids.
AUGAGUUUGAGACAUUUAGGUACUACUCAUUGCUUUGGUUUGGUUGACCAGGAGAUUUACAAUGCACUUCACCACCUUCUUUCUCCUCCCCACCCUCACGCCGGCAAUGCCAUCGUCACCAACAACUGCAAUACCCCCAUCUACCUCUGGUCCGUCGGCGGCUCCGUCGACCCCCGCCAGACCAUCCAGCCUGGCGUCAGCUACUCCGAGGCCCUGCACUACGACCCGGCCUCGGGCGGCGUCGCCCUCAAGAUCACCAAAACCCCGAAUGGAUUGUUUGAUGGCAAUCCCCAGCUGGACUUCGCCUACAUCCUUGACGGCAGCAAGACCUGGUACGACCUGUCUCUUGUGUUUGGCGAUGCGUUUUCGGGACAGCGCCUGAAAGUCCAGCCGACGUAUGCCUCCUGUCCGAGUAUUUGUUGGCCAAAUGGCGUGAAUCCGGGGGGGCAUGAGGUUUUGACGGUUUGUGCGCAGGGGUGUUUAGUUUAG